AUCGCACCGUCGCUGCCGUCGAAUAGACGCUCAAAAUUUGUUCCCGUAUUACUCAUGGAUUAUUACACUCCACGUUCGAAGACGGGCGCGCGCCAGAAAAAGAUAUCGCUGUCAGCCAAGGAAUACACCAAGAUUGCAGGCACGAUCGCGUCAGUGCGCCGUAAUCGUGUACAGGGAGAUGAGCUGGAUAACGAGAUCGAUGGGCGCGGCCAUUCGUCGCGUGAAGUUCGCCAUGACGGCUACAACGAGCCCUCUUUCAUCGCCGAGACUUCCUUCGUGCGUGCACCCCUCAAUUCUCGCGUCAGCAGUGGUGUCGUUCCACCGAAGUCGAAGGGAAAAGGGAAACAGGAGAACCUGGAUCAUGUGUCGGUGGAGAUCCAAGAGGCCAUUAUUCUCGAGGACCUACUUUAUGUCCUCAUGGGCAUCGAAGGGACAUACAUGACUUUUCACCCCGACUACUCGCCUGAGGAAGAUGAUCCUUUACAAGGCGUUCAUUUUACUGUUGCACCCUCACUGGACUCGUCUUUGCGCGACCUCGUGGAACGAAUACUUCCUCUCGGCACGUAUUACACAGCCAUCUCAUCCUUUAUUGAACAUCGGAGCGAUCUUGACUACGGCCUCGUCAACCAUGCUCUCUGUGCCGCCAUCCGUGACAUGCUCAAGGAUUAUCAAACCCUCCUCUCUCAAUUAGAACAUGCCUUCAACUAUUCUCCUCAGUUCUCCCUUCAAAAACUAUGGUUCUACGUGCAUCCGACUAUUCAUACCCUAUCGUUAAUCUACCAACUCAUCUUAGAGCUAGGAUCGGCGGAUGAUCCAUCUGGGGAACUUUCAGGCUCUUCAUCUGAUAGCGAGAGUAUUGAUCCGGAGGAAGAAGCCCGUAACGAGGCCCUUGGUAUCGGAGGCGCAAAGCUCAAGGCCGUUCUCUCAGAAAUUGACAAGAAUGGCCUGACUACAAGUAGCGGCAUCGCUGUCAAGGGAGGAGAAGUCCUAACGAUCAUAUACGAGCGGACGCAAAACAUGUCUGGAGACCCCACGGCGAACACGUUAUACGGGUCUCUACUCAAAGCAGCGGGGAAGCCAUACGUCAACAUGCUAAAAAUAUGGAUGACGACUGGCAGAUUGGUGGACUCACAUGAGGAGCUAUUGGUGAAAGAGUCCAAGUUCAUCGAUCGGGGCAUUUUGGAGAUGGACUAUACCGACGAAUAUUGGGAACGGAGGUAUACGUUAAGGGAUGGGACGUCGUCUACAACGUCGAAGCGGCACUUAGCCGGUGUACCCUCUCCUCGGUCCAUCGGCGGAAGGCUACCCGGAGGCGCCUGUGUGCCUCCACUGCUCGAAGGGUGGAAACACAAAAUUCUACUCGCGGGAAAGUAUCUCAAUGUUAUUCGUGAGUGUGGCAUUGAAAUACGGCGAGAUCCGCACGACGAUGACGAGUGCAGUAUGGAUGAUGAAAAGUUUUAUGCGUUCAUCGAGAAAGCUUAUUCGCACGCCAAUCAGACACUCCUACAGCUCUUGAUUAAAGACCAGCAACUCAUUCCUCGCCUCCGAUCUUUCAAACGCUACUUCUUCCUAUCCCACUCCUCGUUCCUGACUCAUCUUCUCGACCUCUCUCAGAAUGAACUUCGCAAAUCAGCCAAGUCAGUGUCCAUUAUCAAAUUACAAAGUCUGCUAGACCUGGCGUUGAACAAUGAUGUUCACGGUGACGAAGCUUUGUUCAGAGAGGACGUCAAAGUAACGAUGGCUACCUCCGGGUUGUACGAAUGGUUGAUGAAGGUUGUAGGGGAGAGUGGUCAGAUCGGAGACGAAAUUGAUCCCGCGAAAGGAAGAGAUGAGAAGAAGGAGAAGGAGAGAGAUGAGAAGAAGCCAUUACUCGCCAUCGACGCACUAGUCUUUGACUACAAUGUCAAGUUCCCCCUAUCCCUCGUUAUAUCGCGCAAAACCGUCCUACGGUACCAGCUCCUCUUCCGUUUCCUUCUCAACCUGAAGCACGCCGAGCAGUCCCUCUCAUCCGUAUGGAUUGACCAUAAGACGACCACAUGGCGUCGAACAAUGCGAGACCAGCUAGAGUUCGAGAAGUGGAAACCUCGAGUGUUUUUACUUCGAGCGCGAAUGUUGUCUUUCGUACAGCAGAUUCUCGCUUUUGCGACAUUCGAGGUCCUUGAGCCUAAUUGGCGGGCGUUGGAGGGAAAGCUAGACAAGGUAUCCACUGUAGAUCAGCUGUUGAGAGAUCAUGUAGAUUUUCUGGAUACCUGUCUCAAGGAGUGUAUGCUGACUAGCUCAAAGCUAAUUAAGGCGUUCUCGAAAUUAAUUGCGACAUGUUCAAUGUUUGCGAUGUACGGGCCGUCGUUCACACGGUCUGCGAACAAAGCUGUGGAUGGUAUGGAAACAGAACAAGAUCAAGCUCGGCGGUGGGAUACAUUUAUCAAGUUUGAGGCCAACUUCAACCACUGGUUUCCGAUAUACCUGGACUGCGUGCAGUAUUAUGCAUCCAGUGAAAAUGUGUCACUUCUGCCGCUUGUGGUUCGAUUAAGCAGCAUCAAAACUGCGUCUGCAGCUCCACCGUCGUCGUCGUCUCAUCCGCCAGUACCCUCGUCGUAAUUUUUUUGGUCUCUUGCCGGCGCGGCUAUUUCAUCGCUCUGGACAUCCUGGGCGCUUCAAGUCGACCUCAAGGAAUCUCACAAUUUCCUUCCCUUACCUCAUCACUGCUUUGCUCGACCGAGCCAACCCUGGGCCUGAAUUGCCGUGGAGCCAAUAAAUGGUGUCUCCCCAAUUUGAUAGGUGGGCGUUGAAUUAUUUACAGGUACAAGGAUGAUAGCGGAAGACAGUGCCCUCCCGCGACUUAAGAGGGCGUUCUUGUGGUUGUCACCUUCGAUAUCUGUCAAUUAGGACUACAAUUCAUCUAGGUCUAGAUCUAAGCGCCAAGGUGGUGCUGUUAAUGUUUAUAUUAUGUUGACCUUUCAUGACGGUGUCCAAGCUACGAGCAUUGCGGAUCUAUGAAGCAUGCUCCUCAGGUAGGAGACG
Molecule: messenger RNA, 3021 nt
Organism: Desarmillaria tabescens
Lineage: Eukaryota; Fungi; Basidiomycota; Agaricomycetes; Agaricales; Physalacriaceae
Product: gamma-tubulin complex, DGRIP84/SPC97 component
Exons: 9
Coding region: 55-2598 (847 amino acids)
Biological process (GO): microtubule nucleation; cytoplasmic microtubule organization; spindle assembly
Cellular component (GO): gamma-tubulin complex; spindle pole; equatorial microtubule organizing center
Molecular function (GO): microtubule minus-end binding; gamma-tubulin binding
Source: RefSeq, a predicted model, not a curated record